GUCCGGCCCAUCCCGCCGCAGCAGCCCGGAGGCAGAGCAGGGGUGAGGCGGGGAGAGCAGCGCCGAGUGGGGCCCGGGGCGCAGCCAGAAUGGUGCUUGAAGGAAAUCCUGAAGUGGGGUCUUCCCGAACCUCAGACCUCCAGCACCCUGAGAACAGUGGCUCUUGCCUUCUCUCUUCUCCUGGUGAAGAUGCACAGCCAGGCGAGGAGCCCAUCAAAUAUGGCGAACUCAUCGUCCUAGGAUGCUGUGAGGAAGGAGGUGAGGAAACCGAGGCUCAGAGAGGGGAAGUGCCUGGUCCAAGGGCACACAGCUGCUACAAUGGGUGUCUGGCAAGCGGGGACAAGGGCCGCCGGCGGAGCCGCCUGGCACUGAGCCGCAGGCCACAUGCCAACGGAGUGAAGCCAGACGUCAUGCACCACAUUUCCACACCGCUCGUCUCCAAGGCCUUGAGUAACCGAGGCCAGCACAGCAUCUCAUACACACUGUCCCGGAGCCACUCGGUCAUAGUGGAGUACACCCACGACAGCGACACAGACAUGUUCCAGAUUGGCCGCUCCACUGAGAACAUGAUCGACUUCGUGGUAACAGACACCUCCCCGGGAGGAGGGGCCACCGAGGGCCCUUCUGCCCAGAGCACCAUUUCCCGUUAUGCCUGUCGCAUCCUCUGUGACCGCAGGCCACCCUACACGGCCCGCAUCUAUGCUGCCGGCUUUGACGCCUCCAGCAACAUCUUCCUUGGAGAGCGGGCAGCCAAAUGGCGGACCCCCGAUGGCCUGAUGGAUGGCCUGACCACCAAUGGGGUCCUGGUGAUGCACCCUGCGGGCGGCUUCUCCGAGGACUCGGCCCCAGGUGUCUGGCGGGAGAUAUCAGUCUGCGGGAACGUGUACACACUGCGGGACAGCCGCUCGGCCCAGCAGCGGGGGAAGCUGGUGGAAAAUGAAUCCAAUGUGUUGCAAGACGGCUCCCUCAUUGACCUGUGUGGGGCCACGCUGCUGUGGCGCACUCCGGCAGGCUUGCUGCGGGCGCCCACGCUGAAACAGCUGGAGGCCCAGCGGCAGGAGGCCAACGCAGCGCGGCCCCAGUGUCCCGUGGGCCUCAGCACCCUGGCCUUCCCCAGUCCAGCCCGGGGCCGCACAGCCCCUGACAAGCAGCAGCCCUGGGUCUACGUCCGCUGCGGCCACGUCCACGGCUACCACGGCUGGGGCUGUCGACGGGAGCGGGGGCCCCAGGAGCGUGAAUGUCCUCUCUGCCGACUCGUGGGUCCCUAUGUACCCCUGUGGCUAGGCCAGGAGGCUGGGCUGUGCCUGGACCCGGGGCCCCCCAGUCAUGCUUUCGCGCCCUGCGGCCAUGUCUGCUCUGAGAAGACUGCCCGCUACUGGGCCCAGACACCACUGCCGCACGGCACGCACGCCUUCCACGCGGCCUGCCCCUUUUGCGGGGCCUGGCUCACCGGUGAACAUGGCUGCGUCCGCCUCAUUUUCCAGGGGCCUCUGGACUAGGCUCUCCAGGGCCCUCCCGGCUGUGCCCACCUGCUCCAGCCCCCGCCCCCCUGCAGCUCACAGGGAGCUCUGCAUGUGGAACUCUGCCUGCUGGCGCCUGGCCACACCAGCUGGACACACUGGAUGGGUGGGGGCCCCCCUCCCCAAGGGGGUUCCGGAAAUCUUCCCAGUCAUCCUGAAGGGAAUCUGCGGUACCAGCUGUGCCCCCAGGCGAUGGAGGGAAGCUCAGGCCCCUGCCGUACCCUUCCUGGGGUCUCCCCCAUCAUGCCGGUUACACUGUGCCCCUGCCAGGGCAGUGAAGGGACUAUGGCCCCUGACCCCCAGCUUCUGCUGGUUGGGCUCCCCAGCCUGCCAACCCGGUAACAGAUACUCACCCUUCUCGCGGCUGCCCUGGGUUCCCUUAGAAACCUCGCUGCUCAGCUGCCCUUCCAAACCCACACAUUCCCCGCCCUCCCUCCCCCAAUGCGUUCAGAGCUUCCAGCCCUGAUUGGGGAGUGGGUGUGGGCAGGCUGGGACUGAGCGAAAUGGAGUUCGAGGUUCAGUGGAGGAUGGACAGUUGGGUGCAUUCGGAUGGGCGAAUCCUUGGGUUGGGGAAUAGGCUUUGUUGGCCUUGGGAAAGCAUGGAAGGCUUCAGGGAGGAAGUGGCACAGGAACCGAGCCUCUGUGGUGGUUCUCAGUCUACCAGGCCCACGGGAAACGGUGUAUGCUCUGCCUACUGUGGGUCGCAGGCUGAGGGGAAAGGAAGGAGGAGGGUCUGAGUGACAGGCUGCAGGGGGUACACAAGAGACUGGUGAGAAGAUGCUGGAUAGGGUGUCUGGACUCUUAAUUUGUGGACAGCCAGGAGUCCACAAAGUGGCUGGGAGCAGGGAGCGAGAAGAUUCGCUGCUUCAGAGCCCUGGUUCUGACCCAAGGGCUACCACUACUGAACACCCGCCCGCCGUGUGCCCCGCUCUGUGCUGACAGUAAUAACAGCUUGGUUC
Molecule: messenger RNA, 2479 nt
Organism: Dipodomys spectabilis (banner-tailed kangaroo rat)
Lineage: Eukaryota; Metazoa; Chordata; Mammalia; Rodentia; Heteromyidae
Gene: Peli3
Product: pellino E3 ubiquitin protein ligase family member 3
Exons: 8
Coding region: 90-1499 (469 amino acids)
Biological process (GO): protein K63-linked ubiquitination; regulation of Toll signaling pathway
Molecular function (GO): ubiquitin protein ligase activity; protein binding
Source: RefSeq, a predicted model, not a curated record